Molecule: messenger RNA, 1682 nt
Organism: Magallana angulata
Lineage: Eukaryota; Metazoa; Mollusca; Bivalvia; Ostreida; Ostreidae
Exons: 2
Coding region: 770-1633 (287 amino acids)
Source: RefSeq, a predicted model, not a curated record
UCAUGUUAUGGAAAUGAAUAGAUUAACCAUUUCACUAAUAUCUACAUAGAAAGAAAGAUAACUCCUCAAUAUGAGGUUCUCGUAACUUUUCGCACGGCCCCUUUUGGGGUCCUUAUAUUACGCAUGCGCAGUAGUGUAUCGACAUUUCUCAGCUUCAACCUGGAAAAAAUUCAAUGCAUUGUUCAUCACGACUGACUUAAUCGCUCGAUUAAUCAUCGUUGGAUAGUAAUCGGGUAAUCUUGUGUAAUUCAAUCAAUUGUCCAAGUUGCGGUACGUAUUCACUUCCAUUUAUUUUUUUAAAGGGUUUUAAAACUUUGCAAUACAAGAUAAUUUUCUUAUUUCGUCUGCUUCUCUCUUUAAGGCGGCCAUGAUUGUUACAUAAGAUAGUCAUUACGAUGUAGGUUUAUUUCAAGUCAAAUUGCGGGCCAUCAAUGGAUAUAACUUGGUUAAUAAAAAGUUUAGUCAUCAUCAUUAAAAUAUAAUAUUCCAUUGUAAAAUUUUAAUUUACAAUAAAUUUUGAAAUAGUCGAAUUCAAGUAGGCCUUAACGGGCCUACAUAGCUAGUGCUGACCUAGGACUACGGUUGGAUAUAUAGUAUAUACUAGUAUCAUAUAGCAUAAAUACGUAACGUUAACAGAUACAAUAAAUUUAUUGUUUACUUACGGUAUAACUUUAUAGCCAUAUUAUAACGUUUAUGAUACAUUAAUUUUCAUUGAUAUUUCUUUAAAACUUUGUAUCUAAGUUACUCAGCUUUGCUAACUUCCUAGAAAAUGUUGAGGUCUAAAAGAAAGAGCAAGUCACCGUACGCCAGGCCAAAUGCACAUCCGGCUCUCAGGGCCCUUAAUCCGGCAACCACAGCCACCCAAACCCAAGCAGGCCCGAGCAGGCCCACGCAGGCAGCGGUCCAGUUUGUGUCCACUCAACCUCAAAAUCAAGAGCAUCAGCUACCAGUCGAUGAUCCCACAACCAGUGAGCAGACUGCAGUACCGCUACCUUCCAUAGCGCCAUCAAUCCCUCUGUCAACUUCAGGUCCCAACACCACGGUCUGGAUCAUUGGUUCGUCAAUUAUCAAACAUGCAUCCCAUCACGCUGUCCAACAAUUUGGAAACUUACAUCUAGACCUUCAGAAACAUAAUAUCACAGUAUAUUGGCAUGGAAAGAGUGGUAUGGUCUGGGAGGAUGUAGAGCCCACAAUUACAAAUAUCAUUGAACAAAGAGGCCACCCAGAUUGGGUAAUGUUACAUUGCGGGGGCAAUAGUAUUGGGACCAUGCCCUUGCUAAGACUGCAAAAAUUCAUGAAAUUAAUCGUUGUUAACCUACAAACAAUUCUGCCGAAUACAAGAUUCAUAUGGUCCCAGAUACUCCCACGAAAUUACUACAGACAUAUGUUAUCAAAUAUUGCCGGUGAGACCGCUCGAAAAAGAAUUAACAAAUCAUUAGCCCCAUUUAUUGUCAAGCGUAAGGGCGCCUGCUUAAAGUACCCUGAUCUACAACAAUGUUCACCAAAAUAUUACCGUGAUGGUGUACAUUUGUCUGAUACUGCUCAGAAUACAUUUUUGAAAACCAUACGUGCUGGCCUCCUAAACAUACUACAUAAUAAUGUUAAAGUUUAUGCUAAAUCCCACGCCGAGUAAUUCCGCAGUCUUAUUGUCAUGGCAUUGUGCAACAUUUUGACCGCUUGUG